CCUGAGGGCGCGCGGGCCCGGGAAGCCCCAAGAGGCGGAGGCGGAGGCGGAGCAGGUCUUCGGGUCCCAGAGUCGCGGCCGCGCGCUCCAGGCGAGAAUCAGGAGGAGGAGCCGCCUGCAAGGAUAGGCCCAGGAGCAAUGGCGUCCAAAGAGGAACAAGUGGUUAAAAAUCUCAACAUGGAAAAUGCCAACCAGGAAAAAGAAAUAAAGGAUGAAAAGGAGCAAGAUGCUAAUAAAGGAGAGCCUGGUGAAUAUUGUGUGCCACGAGGAAAUCGUAGACGGUUCCGUGUUAGGCAGCCCAUCCUGCAGUACAGAUGGGACGGGGGUCAGAGGCUUGGGGAGCCACCGGCAAGGAUGAGACAGGAGAAUAGGGAAAGAGUUGGGGAGGAGAUGAGGCAGCUGAUGGAAAAGCUGAGGGGAAAGCAGUUAAGUCAUAGUCUGCGGGCAGUUAGCACGGACCCCCCUCACCAUGACCAUCACGAUGAGUUUUGCCUUAUGCCUUGAGCUCUGAUGUUUUCCCUGAAGUUGAUAGGGAGAAACAUCUUCCUAAACUUGUUUGUGAUGUACCUUCUUGUAAACCUUUAGUGUUACUUGUUUCCUGUGGGUCUCCCAAUACCAGCUUCUAAUUGAACGUUGUAUUUUGACCCAAAAUUUGUAAGUUUCUGUGAGCAGGGGAGUUUUAUCUAUUGCAUGGAUAGAUGCUCAUUACAUAUUGUGGUUAAUAAAGCAGUUUUAAAA
This is a messenger RNA of Myotis daubentonii (Daubenton's bat), 738 nucleotides long. RefSeq names its product protein BEX2-like. Lineage: Eukaryota; Metazoa; Chordata; Mammalia; Chiroptera; Vespertilionidae. Gene Ontology annotation, cellular component: nucleus; cytoplasm. The record is from RefSeq and is a predicted model, not a curated record. Gene Ontology annotation, molecular function: signaling receptor binding. Gene Ontology annotation, biological process: signal transduction.